Puccinia graminis f. sp. tritici CRL 75-36-700-3 is the source of this 1209-nucleotide messenger RNA. RefSeq lists its product as uncharacterized. The coding region runs from base 1 to 1209 and encodes 402 amino acids. The record is from RefSeq and is a predicted model, not a curated record. NCBI's taxonomy places the organism in Eukaryota, Fungi, Basidiomycota, Pucciniomycetes, Pucciniales, Pucciniaceae. The transcript has a single exon.
AUGUCUAUCGAGCGGGAAGUCAAAUUGCUCCGGCAAGAGCUCUAUCAAUUGCAAAUCAAACUGAAGGACGUCGAAUUGAAGUUACUGGAACGGACCACGUUGGAGUCAACUUGGAAUCGGAACGACUACCCCUCCCUCGUUCGCAAUGAUCUAGCGAGUAGUCGAAGCAGCAUUGCUGGAAAGGUUGUGCCUGCAGUUAGAAAAGGCAAUCACUCAACACUUCGCAGCCGUUCAUUCAAAGUGAUGCGACAUCUCAUAAAUGUCGUUGAUGUCUCAAGUACAGCUAGUGAGCCCAAGAAGAAGCGCAUCAUCAGAGACAGUUUGCGGGAUCCAAUUGCCUCUGCUUCACCAGCAACAAAGUUGAAAGCCUCAGCGCGGCCAAAGAAGGCAACGAACACGCCACCAAAGGGGCCGUCAGCUCUGUUGAGUAGUCAAAAGGACUCCUGUGUCUCAUCAAUCUCGGUUCGACCAUUGGCAGAUCCCCGACCAGAGGUGGAACCAAAAUCAAAGCCGCAGCAUCUUACACCUCCUAGGAACCCAAAAGAUAAUCCCAGUACAAUCUCUGCAACCCCCCGUCACUUGCAUCCUAAACGGCCUCGCCGAGUUCAACUCUUGAACGACUUGUCUACUGCAGACAAAGAAGCCAACUUCAAAACCUCUCAAGCUGUCAGUAAACUACCCAUCACAAAGGAAAUCAGGACCGAUGCUCAAUCCAGGUUGGAAGAAGUAAUACCGAAGGCAGCUGAGGUGCCUACGGUCACAAAAACACCAGGGGACAUCCUGCCUGAAGUUUUUUUGAGCAACGACCUCCAACUUCGCUGUGGACGAUUCUCUCUGCUCAAGUUCGACCCUGAUGUACUAAACCUCAUACCGACAUCAGUCAAAGAGAAAAGAUUCAUGGAAACUACAACAUUAACUGACAUUCAAAACUUGCCCCAUGCAUCGGAAAUCUUGAUUAGAAGACAAAUACUUGGACUCUGGGAAUGGAAAGAAGGCACCUCAAAAGCUGUAUUGCAUGAAUUCAAGACGCCUGAACGUGGUGCAACUAUCAGCACUAGAGGAUAUAAGUUUGUUGGCUUUGCUUGGAAAGGUCACUUAGGACAACAGCCCCCAAGAAUAGAAGAACUUCAUGAAGACAUCUCACAAGGAGCCGACACUCUCAGAUGGUAUUGGUUCAAAGAUCUCUGGUUACUUUUUUACUUUGAUUAA